AUGAUGGUGAGAUUGGAUCAGUUAGCUGGCCUUAAAUCUCAUAAUGGACGGAAGUUUGGUACCUUGUUGCAGGAGUCAUCCCGCCACCAAGAGUUCAUUACAUCAGGCCGAGUUUGUGGCUUCAAGAACCAACCACAGCAACACCAGAGAAAGGGUUAUGCCGAGAAGGCGCUUCAGCACCACGUUAGAGAUCAUGUGGACGAACACAAACGGCGCCACAAGAAGCUUAACUUCCACAAUGAGAUUCCGGGUUUCUGGGAGUCUCGGGUUCGUGAAGAUCGAUACUUAGGUUUUGGUGUCAACCAAAGGUUUGGUUCCAACCACGAUCAGCUAAGAGCCCAAAGAAACAAAGCCGUUGAUGUGGAAGUUGUCAUUCCUGGUCCUUCCAUUGAUGUCAGCUGUGUGGUUAAGGAUGAACCAGUGCAUCAUUGCACGUCUAUAGCUCCAGAUGAUCGGCUUUUGUUGAAGAAAUGUACCUCUUGUGAUGAUCUUUUUAAUCUUGCUUUGGAUCAUGAUCCAUGGGAGGACAACAACAUUGACUGGAACUGCCCUCCUUUAUUUGAUGUUUAUGCUGAUGAAGGAGAUGGGAACAAUUUGCUGCAUAAUGAUUUCCCUUUGAAAGAAGAGGUGGAUAUUGAUCGAAUUUAUAUGGGUGCUGGUUCUAGCUCAUUUUAUGGUCUAUUUGGACACCACAUUCAGCACCAUGAUGACUUUUGCACUUCGGCUUUAGAGAUCAAGUCUUUUUACCCUUGUGAACGUGAUGUGCAUGGUGUUUUUCUUGCGAAUCAGAUAUCUAUUACUAGGUUGAUUGGCGAAACCUUGAUGAUCGCUGUUCCAAGUACCGCAUACUUGCCAAACUUGAAAACGCUUGAACUCGGUUGGGUUAGAUACCAAAACGAGGAAUCUGUUACUAACCUGAUUUGUUGCUCUUUGGGGCUUGAAAAUUUGUCCAUUUGGGUGAACAGUCCUAAAAACAUGCCAUACAUGCAUGUGCCGAAGUUGCGUAUACAUGCACCAGCAAUGAAAUCUCUCCAAAUAGUAAAGGGGAGCCAUAGCCGUGCUUCUGCCGAUAAUGGGCUAGAUAAAAAUGCUCUUGCCGUCUCAGAACAUACUGAGGAUCAUGUCUCCGAUUCUCUACAGAUUACAAAUACGGGCUCAUUGAAUAAGGCAAAACUUGAUUUGCAUAAAACUCUUUCAUAUCAAUGGCUCAUCAAGUGUUUUGAAGCAUUCUGCAUCGUUUAUUGUCUCUCUUUCUCUGGUGACAUACCAGCAUCCCUCAACUUCGAAUCGGGACUUCCAUUGGUUAUGUUUUUGAGAUUAACAAAGAACCGGUCUUGUUCUGGUAGAAUUCAUGCUGAAGAGUUAUGGAACGAUCCAGUGCUUGUACCCAGAUGUUUGAUGACAUGCCUGAUAACUAUUUGGAUCCAGGAUUUCAGGGAAUCAGAAUUCGAGCUCGGUAUGUUAAAGUAUGUUCUCAAGAAUGGAAACGUAUUACAAAAGUUAGAAAUAGGUCUUGCUGAUACACACCGACCAUGGAAUACCAGCACCCGUGGAGGAGGGACAGCCCGCAAAUUUGAGCUGAAAUAUCUAAGAUCUGUAGGCAAUUACCGGCAACUUGAAGCCAAGUAUAGCAUCGCAAAGAAGAUAAAGAAUAUCCAGAAAGGAUCAGAUGCUUGUGAAAUUGAUAUCUUAUGA
Messenger RNA from Oldenlandia corymbosa var. corymbosa, 1695 nucleotides. The record is from the annotation of a GenBank genome assembly. NCBI's taxonomy places the organism in Eukaryota, Viridiplantae, Streptophyta, Magnoliopsida, Gentianales, Rubiaceae.